Messenger RNA from Nematostella vectensis (starlet sea anemone), 879 nucleotides. Its product is annotated as coiled-coil domain-containing protein 103. The record is from RefSeq and is a predicted model, not a curated record. Lineage: Eukaryota; Metazoa; Cnidaria; Anthozoa; Actiniaria; Edwardsiidae. Gene Ontology annotation, cellular component: outer dynein arm. Bases 85 to 771 code for a protein of 228 amino acids. Gene Ontology annotation, biological process: epithelial cilium movement involved in extracellular fluid movement; determination of left/right symmetry; inner dynein arm assembly. The transcript is spliced from 2 exons.
CGUUAGGUACCAGCUUCCUGUAGUCAACACAAACUUUCGGGUUUGUCAAUUCACUAUUUUUCGACCGAUUUAUUCAUAUAUCUAAUGGAUAAAGAUUCGGAAAUUGAUUUUCACAAGCUAGAAAGGGAGUUCCAGUCGGCGGUAGAGGCAGAUGCUAAGUAUCAGCGAGAAAACGCGGCGAAAUUCCGCGCAGUAGAGCAACGUGUGGGGAGCUAUGAGGAGUUCAAAGACAUAGUUGCCGCGUCUCAUUUGAAGCCACUGGAAAAACACGAUCGAAUCGCUCAAGAGAAAAUCAAGCAGCAUUGGAACGCAUUAUCAUGCCAAAAAUCCCCCUCUCAAAACACAGAGAUGGCAACCACUCCUCUGGGGAAAACUAAUUCCAAUGUCCCACAUUCCCAACAUGAAUUCAACAAAGUAUGGACAAGGCAAUUAAAGACAAAGGAACAGAAGAACAACUAUCUUUUACAAAUAGGUGGUGUACACUUAGGAAAGAUAUUCAAGACUGAUAUAUGUGUGGGACUUCUUGGAGAAUUCAUUACUGUUUUAUAUGAUCACUUGGAAGUAGCUCAUACAGACGAGGUUUCUUCCAUUCUUUGGAAUUUGUCCCUGUCCAAUCGGUUUAGUCUGUCUUUGGAAUUUCUGAGUAAGCAGGAGAAGACUUGUUUAGACGAGCUGUUUAUACAGCUAAAUACACAACUGGAGGGAAGGAAAAACAAGAUGUUUCAUGAGCUGGCAAAAGUAUAUAAAGUUGAUAUAGAUAAAAAAGCAUAAAACCAAAAGUUUGUAUUUCACAAGUUGUUAAAAUUUUAAGUAUGUGUGUGUUAAACAUUUUUUAUUUGAAAGGUGAAAAGAGAUCAUAAAUAAAGGUAUUUCCCUCUA